AUGAUAUCAUUUAAUCAUCCCAAUGUGAGCGAAUUUAAAAUCCAAGGAUUUACUGACAUCCCUGAACUUAAGCUACCGCUUUUCUUCUUGUUCCUUCUCUUUUACCUCAUCAUUAUAUUUGGCAACAUGGUAAUUUUCGCAGCAAUUUUCUAUGAGAGUCAUCUUCACACCCCUAUGUAUUUAUUUUUAAUGAACUUGUCUAUAAAUGACAUCUCAUUAACCUCAACAGUUCUACCUAAUAUGUUACAAAAUCUCAUCACACGCCAUAAGGACAUAUCGUUCGCCGGCUGCUUGGUUCAGAUGUAUAUUUACACAUCUUUGCUCUGCAGUGAGGUCCUCCUUUUGGCAGCUAUGGCGUAUGAUCGCUAUGUGGCCAUCUGCCAGCCUCUUCAUUAUGUUCUUCUUAUGAGCCUAAGACAUUGUGCUUAUUUCAUAGUGGCCUCAUGGACCAUUGGAUUUGUGACCAUUGCAGGAUAUCCUAUCCUUAUAUCUAAGCUACCAUUUUGUGCUUCAUAUCUUAUUAACCAUGUUUUUUGUGACUUGAGCCCACUGAUAAAGCUGUCAUGUGGACCUGCAUUUAAUGUUGAACUGUUGACCUAUAUUGAAGGGACACUUGUGGGAUUUAGUUGCUUUUUAUUUAUAUUGCUUUCUUAUAUUUGUAUUAUUUCUUCCAUUCUCAAACUCAAAUCAUCAGAAGGUAGAAAAAAAGCAUUCUCUACCUGUGCCUCACACCUCACCUGUGUCACUAUGUAUUACGGGACAAUAAUCAGUCUGCACAUGAGACCCUCUUCAAACUAUUCACCAAUCUUGGACAAAUAUUUUUCACUUAUAAAUAUUAUUCUGGUUCCUAUGCUAAAUCCUGUAAUUUAUAGUUUUAAAAAUCAGGAGGUUAUAAAUGCUCUAAUAAAACUAAAACAAAUACACAUUUAG
Messenger RNA from Bombina bombina (fire-bellied toad), 930 nucleotides. RefSeq names its product olfactory receptor 1019-like. The transcript has a single exon. Gene Ontology annotation, biological process: G protein-coupled receptor signaling pathway. The record is from RefSeq and is a predicted model, not a curated record. Bases 1 to 930 code for a protein of 309 amino acids. Gene Ontology annotation, cellular component: membrane. Gene Ontology annotation, molecular function: G protein-coupled receptor activity; olfactory receptor activity. NCBI's taxonomy places the organism in Eukaryota, Metazoa, Chordata, Amphibia, Anura, Bombinatoridae.